AUGGGCAAUCCUGCCUUGGGAACUGGAACGACGGCAGGAGGCGUGAACUGGGUCGGAUAUCUGACAAGCGCAGGGAAUGCAUCUCUUGUCCUGAGCUACAAUCUCGCGGUUGGAGGCGCAACUAUCGAUGGCUCGCUCGUUGGGACCACUGCAAACGAUGUUGUUAGGCAAGUGAGCACGUUUGAUGCGGCUUAUAGCAGCAAGCCGGCUUCUGCACCGUGGACGUCUGAGGAUGCUGUUUUUACAUUUUGGAUUGGGGUCAAUGAUAUAGCUGUCUAUAAUCAGCAGCUCGCGACCAUGGCUGAGAGUUUCCAGUCUAGCAGUACCGGCGUCACCGCGAUUCUGGUGGUCAUUCAUAACCAAGGUCCUCGACAAUCCUACCGAUUACGGGGUUCCCCGAUGCCACUUGCAUCAAUGAGGACGGUACUUCGUGUGUCUGGUGGAAUGACUACCAUCCUGGGACGAAGUAUCAUCAACUUCAGGCUCUGGAUAUGA
Molecule: messenger RNA, 495 nt
Organism: Aspergillus thermomutatus
Lineage: Eukaryota; Fungi; Ascomycota; Eurotiomycetes; Eurotiales; Aspergillaceae
Exons: 4
Coding region: 1-495 (164 amino acids)
Source: RefSeq, a predicted model, not a curated record